Scomber japonicus (chub mackerel) is the source of this 1803-nucleotide messenger RNA. It is a transcript of the gene pknox1.1, whose product is annotated as pbx/knotted 1 homeobox 1.1. The record is from RefSeq and is a predicted model, not a curated record. NCBI's taxonomy places the organism in Eukaryota, Metazoa, Chordata, Actinopteri, Scombriformes, Scombridae. Gene Ontology annotation, molecular function: RNA polymerase II cis-regulatory region sequence-specific DNA binding; DNA-binding transcription factor activity, RNA polymerase II-specific. Bases 359 to 1705 code for a protein of 448 amino acids. The transcript is spliced from 10 exons. Gene Ontology annotation, biological process: angiogenesis; regulation of transcription by RNA polymerase II.
GUGGAGUGAAAGUAUAAAGUAGCAUCACAUGGACAUACUUGGGUAAAUAUACUUGGCUGCUGCUCAUGUGUGCAAAUACAAACACAGCACAUUAAAAUAUAUCUGACUACUGUAUGUUAUGUUCAUCCAUUACGUGUACUUACACUUUUGUCUCAUUGCUCCUUGUAGUAUGAAAACAAGCUUGGUUUACAAAGCCCAAUAAUACUUUUUCAUUCUGAUAUCAUGACAUUAUUCAAAAGUUUUUUACUGGGCGUCUCUAAGAGGUAGUCUAACAUGAAACUGUGUGUAUUGUUUAGGGUGGCCGCCUGUCCCCGCUCUCUAUAAUGCCCCAGUGUUUGCAGUAUCUGCAGUGAACGUGAUGGCAGCUCACUCGGUUUCCAUAGACAAGCAGCAGCAGAUGCAAGGCGUGGUGAAAGUAGACAGUGACCCGGAGCAGAAGUUCAUGGAGGGGACGUUAGCAGAGGCACCCAGCCCGACACCCACAGAGCCACAGACGCCCAUGGACACCGACAAAGCCUCCAUAUAUCGACAUCCUCUGUUCCCUCUGCUGGCUCUGCUGUUUGAGAAGUGUGAGCAGUCCACGCUGAGCUCCGACUGCAUCACCUCGGCCAGCUUCGACGUGGACAUCGAGAACUUCGUCCGCAGUCAGGAGAAGGAGGGAAAACCUUUCUUCAGCGAGGACCCCGAACUCGACAACUUGAUGGUGAAAGCCAUCCAGGUGCUGCGGAUCCACCUGCUGGAGCUGGAGAAGGUGAGCGACUUGUGUAAAGACUUCUGCAGCCGCUACAUCGCCUGCCUCAAGACCAAGAUGAACAGUGAGACCCUGCUGAGUGGAGACCCAGGAAGCCCCUACUCCCCCGUACAGGGACAGGCCCCCAGCUUCUCCCCCGCCAAGAGCCAGACCCCCAGCUCCAUCUCGGGGACCAUCAGCCCUCAGGGUCAGAUCGUGGUGCCGGCGUCGGCCCUGCAGCAGGGGAACGUUACCGUGACAACCGUCAACCCCACCCAGGUGGUAGCAGGUAUGUCGCCGUGGCAUACAACCCCCAAGUCAGGUGGAACAGUGUAUCAGCCUGUUACAGUGGUCACUCCUCAGGGUCAGGUGGUAACACAGGCUCUCUCUCCCGGGACAAUACGCGUCCAGAACAAUCAGCUCCAGCUGCAGUUUCACCAGGACUUAAACCUCUUCAAUCACGACGACAACUCAACCAAGAACAAACGUGGCGUCCUACCCAAACACGCCACCAACGUCAUGCGCUCGUGGCUCUUCCAGCACAUCGGGCAUCCAUAUCCAACAGAGGAUGAGAAGAAACAGAUCGCCACUCAGACAAACCUGACGCUCCUGCAGGUCAAUAACUGGUUCAUAAAUGCACGGAGGCGGAUCCUGCAGCCCAUGUUGGACGCCAGCUCCUCUGAGACACCCAAAACCAAAAAGAAGACCCCUCAGAACCGGCCUCUGCAGCGCUUCUGGCCCGACUCCAUCGCAUCAGGAGGAGGAAGCCACCAGCAGGUCACCAUGCCAGACGGCACGAUGGUGACGAUGAACAUGGAGGGUCUGCAGAGCCUGACGUCAGACGGCGCCACGCUGGCGGUACAGCAGGUGAUGAUGGGGGGCCACAGCGAGGACGAGUCGGGGGACAGCGGGGACGAGGACGAGGACGCGGACAUGGCCGGGCUGGGCCUGGACAACAGCGACUCAUUGCAGUAGAGGACACACACACUCCCUCACACAAUGAUCUACGCACACACACACACACAGAGAAACACAACAUGCGUCAAAAAUGGUGUCCAGAAUACACACACACA